Paramuricea clavata is the source of this 441-nucleotide messenger RNA. Lineage: Eukaryota; Metazoa; Cnidaria; Anthozoa; Malacalcyonacea; Plexauridae. The record is from the annotation of a GenBank genome assembly.
AUGGUUCCACAAACACAUUCAUCUUAUCGUAUUGCGAAGAAAAUUGUUCGCCACCAUAGCAAUAUUUCGUUCCUACGUACAUGCAAGUAUUUUAAAGUAAUACCCAAUGGACUACAAGCAAAUAACAUCCUAGCUCAUACCACCAAUUCACGUUUGGCCGAAAGCUUAGCACUGAAACACAGUAGACAGUGGUUACAGUUGGCUAUCAACACCCAAUAUGACCGUUUAUCUAAGAUUCGUGGUUGUGUUUUCCCGUUAAAUCAACAAGAAGACCAUGAUAUUACAAGACUCCGCAACUCAUUGGCCGAGACCAAAGAAAGUAAACUUAAACAGUUGCUUAACCGACAACGUAAGCUUAAUAGAGAGUAUGAAGCUGAAAACAAGCCCCAAGGUUUCAAGAAUCUGUCGUCAGAAACAUUGGAUAAUCAAAACUUCGGUUAA